This is a messenger RNA of Lucilia sericata (common green bottle fly), 1213 nucleotides long. RefSeq lists its product as uncharacterized. NCBI's taxonomy places the organism in Eukaryota, Metazoa, Arthropoda, Insecta, Diptera, Calliphoridae. The coding region runs from base 56 to 961 and encodes 301 amino acids. The transcript has 3 exons. The record is from RefSeq and is a predicted model, not a curated record.
UUAAAAGACAUUUGUAGAUAACAAACUUCUUUAAGAAAAUUAUCACUCUAUAAAGAUGCAUAAAUUAGUUACUGUAUUAUUUUUAAUAUUUGCUGCACCUAUGGCAAAAGGAGAUUUAAAUUAUUACGUUGACAGAAAUUUAUCGUUUUUACCAAAUUUUCCUGAUAAUUAUGUCCAGAAUGCAACAAUGAACAUUGACGCCUACAUCAAUUUGAAUAAACAGCAGCAUGAACAGAAUAUUCAUGAAUUCGAUACAAAAAUUGAAGUUUUCAAUCAGUCUUAUGCGUCAAGUCUUGAAAUAAUCGGUAUAAAACUAGACCUAUUGAUUUUCGCACUGGCUCAGGCUGAUGAAAAAUUGAAUCCAUUAUCAGUUAUAAGUGAAUUUAGCCGGCAAUGUGUUAAUAAAUAUCGUCAUAUGAUACCAAAAAUCGUUGAUAUCAAGUCAAGAAUGGUUAAUUGUAUAAAUCAGGCGGUUAACAAAAUGCCCACUUUGUUGGCUGAUGUAAUUCAAAUCAGAAAUUAUUUGGAUAACUAUUACAAGAAUACAUUUGAAAGUAAUAUUUUAAACUGUCAAAGGUUCUAUGGUAAAUAUCCCCGCAAUUUUACGCUUUGUAUAACACAUGUGGUCGCUGACACUAACACUUAUACGAUUGCAAAUCAAAAACAGUUUGGCCACAAAAUAGAUGCUCUUGAGUGUACCUCUGAUCUAAUAAUAAAACAGACAUUGGAUUGUAGUUUUGAUGUUGAAAGUGAUACAAUUUCAGCCAUUGCUGAGGCCUCCACUUUAAUCAAUAGAUGCAUGUCGGGUCUAGACGAUUGUAAGCAAAUAUGUACGGGUUAUACAUGUGAAGAAGUCUAUAUAAUGGAUCGUAGUGAAGUCGAUUUUAGCUCUAAGGUUAUCAGAAAUCCAUUCUAUGGACGUAGUGAUGUGAAAAAUUGUCUAAUGAUAAAAAUUAAGUAAACAAAAUUUAAACUUAAUUUUUUAAAAUUAGGGUCUUUUACAUAAUCUGUUAGAUCCGUUAUGAGAGGUUUUUACAACAAUUUUUUUAUGAAAAUGAAACCAUUUGGAUGAAAUUAAAAACUCUUGUUUUAAAUUUAGUUAAUUUUUUUUCGUAUCGAACGUUUUAAUUUGCAUGAAAAAUUAAUUUUAACCGCUGUAACUGUAGCAAAACUUAAAAGUUUAUUAAAUUCUACAUACAAUUUUCCACUUAAA